Molecule: messenger RNA, 1083 nt
Organism: Coffea arabica (coffee)
Lineage: Eukaryota; Viridiplantae; Streptophyta; Magnoliopsida; Gentianales; Rubiaceae
Source: RefSeq, a predicted model, not a curated record
AUGGUAAGCUUGGAGUCAUUGGAUCUAUCGCAUAACUUUCUCUUUGGAUCGGUUCCAAUGUCAAUGGAGAACCUUCGGUAUCUUAGACAUUUCAAUGUCUCUUUUAACAAUUUAAUUGGUGAAGUUCCUUCCAGAGGGCCUUUUAUCAACUUCACUGCCGAAUCCUUCAUUGCAAAUCAAGCACUGUGUGGAGCUCAAAGGUUUCAUGUGCCUCCAUGCCCACAUAUUUCAGCUCACAGAUCGAGAACAAAAAAAGUGCGUCAAACGAUUUAUAUUCUUCUGGGGAUGAUAAUAGCAAUGGGAGUCUUGUCCUUUGGAUUUUUUUACCUAAGGUAUGGAAAGAAAGAUGGACUUUCCAGUGGAGCAAAUUUAUCCUUAGUUGUAAUGCCAGAAAGAAUUUCAUAUUUCGAACUUCUAAAAGCAACUAAUGGGUACAGCGAAAGCAAUUUGUUGGGAACUGGAAGCUUUGGAUCUGUUUAUAGAGGUACUCUUGAUGAUGGAAGGGUCGUGGCUGCUAAAGUUUUCAAUUUACAAGUCGAAGGGGCAUUCAGGAGUUUUGAUGUAGAAUGUGAAGUACUGCGCAAUCUUCGCCAUAGAAACCUCACAGGAGUCAUCACCAGUUGCUCUAACCCUGAGUUUAAGGCAUUAGUGCUUGAGUUCAUGCCUAAUGGGAGUCUUGAGAAGUGGUUGUAUUCGCACAGCUAUUUUCUGGAUCUAAUGCAGAGAUUAGACAUAUUGAUUGAUGUUGCAUGUGCAUUGCAAUAUCUCCACUGUGAGUAUUCAACUCCAGUAAUUCACUGUGAUUUGAAACCGAGUAAUGUUCUGCUGGAUCAAGACAUGGUUGCCCAUCUAAGUGAUUUUGGCCUUACAAAGUUGUUGGCUGAGGAUAACAGCAUCACACACACCGAAACACUAGCCACACUUGGCUAUCUCGCACCAGAGUAUGGAUUGGAAGGAUUAGUAUCAACAAAAUGCGAUACCUACAGUUUUGGAAUUAUGAUGAUGGAAGUCUUCACAAGAACAAAACCUAAUAGUGAAAUGUUUGGCGAAAACUUGAGCUUGAAGAGUUGGGUGACUAAUUGA